CAGGCUAGUUGCUCAAAUAGUAAUGAUGAUAAAUCAACAAUUCAGCCAUCAUUUAUCACUGGUGGAACUCUGAGGCCAUACCAGUUAAAAGGCCUGGCUUGGCUUAAGGUCAGUGCUGUAUGCAAGUAAAUUUUACACAUUUAAGAAUAUAAUAUAUUUAAUUUUUAAAUGUUAGUGUUAACUGGGCUUUUCCAGUAGCUAGGCAUUGUUCUUGCGAUGGUACAUUUAACUUAUCCUUGUAAUGCUCAUUUCCCUUAUGUUGGCUGUUUGGUCAGCAACAAAUAGAAUAAUUAUUGGCCAUACUACAGCAGUAAGAUAAGUAUAUCAUUUUAUUUAGACAUGUAUAUCCACUCCCCUUGCCACCCUUUGUUAGACAAGAUGCAGAAAGUUUAUGAAGUCUGAGGAGAAUCACUUAUUAGGGCCGUUUAUGCGAGAGGAAAUAAGCCGCGGCUUACCCUGGCCCCGGCUUAUAUAAGCCGCGAACACCCUGUAUAAAUGGUUCAAAAUCUACGUUCACGGCUUAUUCAACCCACGGCUAGUUCAAGCCGCGGCUUAUCCUGACCGAGGAGUUUUGGGUUGGGCUUAUCCAAGCCGCGGCUUACCUUGGACGUGACAGUGUUCGUAUAAACGACACUAAAACGUUGUCCGCGUCCUGCUGAAGCCGUGAACGAUUUCUGCGCAUGCUCUGUUUUCAAUUAUAUCCCAGACCUUUACGGCUGAUAGACGCACGCUGCAGUGGCGGGAAAGUGACCUGCUGCACGAGAAAAAAAAUUUUGUCUAAACAACACCUCAUCCAUAUGCAUCCCUGGAACAUCUCUUUCAAACCACUCGAUUGAACGCUUACUAGCUUUUCGUCGAGGUUUCCGACAAGUUUCGCAACAGCGCAACGCUAAUCUUGAACGUAAUGUUAAUUUGAAAGAAUGUAAAAUAUGGCGAUUUUUUAGACCAAAGCCAAUCGUUUUGCUUUUCGCAAAUUACGCAAGGCACCAAAACAAACUACGUCAUCAUUGGACCGGUCUGGCCGCAAACUAAGCCGUGAACCAUUUAUACCAGCAGUUCGCGUCUUAUGUAAGCCGUACUCGUAUAAAUGGUUCCUUUCGCGGCUUAUGUAAGCCUUGGCCCGAGUAAGCCGUGACUUAUUUUCUCUCGUAUAAACGGUCCUAUUGUCUGAUUUUUUCUACACAGGUUCUGUAUGAAAAUGGAAUGAAUGGUAUUUUAGCUGAUGAAAUGGGCCUUGGAAAAACAUUGCAGUGUAUAUCAAUGCUGGCGUUUUUAGUUGAAAUGGGUGUCAAAGGACCUUUCCUCAUUGCUGCUCCUCUUUCCACUCUGCCUAACUGGGUGCACGAGUUUCACAAAUUUGCUCCAAAGGUGUGAUUUUAUCAUUUUGAAAAGGUGGCUGUGAUACUUACAAUGUAAUAUGAAUUUUUUUGGAAGUGAUGUGUAUGUUAAUAUGGUAAAAUUGAAAGCUUUUUUGUUUACCCAUCAGAUUCCUGUUAUACUUUACCAUGGAUCACAGGAAGAACGUCUCCGUAUGCGCUCCAAGUUGGAAAAGCCAGUGACAGUUGAAGGCAAUGUCUCAGCUUUUCCUGUAGUUGUUACAUCUUACGAAAUUUGUAUGAGAGAUCAGAAAAGCAUGUAUUCACUGGACUGGAAAUACAUCAUUGUUGAUGAAGGCCAUCGCAUUAAAAACCUCAACUGCAAACUUAUUAGGUAAGAAUGACUUGUUGUAAUAUGUUGGCCAUACAUGUAAUAAAUUUUAUUAUAGUGAUCAAAGGGGAGCCAGAAACAUCAGGCAGGCAUGUAGCUACAUUAAAAUUCAGCUGCUGGUAGAAGGUGCUUAUUGCUGCCUUAAACUAGAAGGCAAAGACAUGGGACAAUUCUGAAGGUGCAGUUUAGUAAAAAUUUAAUAGCUGGCUAUAAUAAAAAUAAGCCUGCUCAGCUUUUCCUUAGCCACAUCCCUGUUCAGGUGUAGGGUAGGGUAUUGUCCAUCCUUUAAAGUUAUCGGUUAUUCUUUCUUUGAACAGAGAACUGAAGACAUACAAGGCUGCAAACCGUCUACUUCUGACAGGCACUCCAUUGCAGAACAACCUUUCAGAGUUGUGGUCUUUGCUGAACUUUCUGCUGCCAGACAUUUUUGAUGACCUAGAAAGGUGAAUUUUGUUUGUUUGCUUUUUCACUCAGGAGAUGGUAUUAUUUGAAGCUUUAUUUGUUUCGGCAGUACAUAUUAUACAGUAUAGUGAUGUUGGGAAAUUUAUUGUUAGGAUUAACGCAUGUUUUGUCAUCUGUUAGUUUUCAGCGGUGGUUUGAUUUUAGUGCCAUCAAUGAAGAUGGUGGAAGUGAACGAAUAAUUGAACAGGAGAGGGAGCAUCAAGUGUUAGAGCGGCUUCAUGCUGUAAGAAUGUUACUUCACAGUUCAUUUGUAAGGGUGUUGCUUAAGAUAACUUUCAUUAAAAUUAUAAUUUUGUUGUAAAUGGGAGAAUAGUGUGAACAAGCUCUUUGGGUAAGUGUUGACUGUGUGCUUUUGAUCAGUCAAUUCAAAGCGAAAGUUAUAAAAGUCAAGUUAGUAAACAAGCUCUAGUCCUUGCCCUUGCUGAUGUUAAGGGCUCAAAGACUUGAAAUAAAUCAAUUGGUAAAUCAAUUAGCAUAAAAUUAAUAUACAUAAUGCCAGUGGCCGGUUAUGCAUGAUUAGAUAUGCAAGAGGAUAUAAUGAUGAGGUUUCCUUUCUGGUUACCAGUAACACCCUACUUAUGUGAAAACAUGAAGCAUUAUUAAUGUGCCACAAUUAGUCACGUAAAUUCUGUGCAGCUUGGUCUGAAAAGUCACAUCCUAUAGGUUCUAAGAGGAGAGGGUAAUUGUUAUUAAUCUUACUGGUGUUAGUUAAUAGUCUUGUUUUUACUCGUCAGAUUCUCACACCGUUCCUACUGAGACGCCUCAAGACAGAUGUGGAAUUGUCCUUGCCACCAAAGAAGGAGGUCUUGGUCUAUGCACCACUGACACUAAAACAGGAGACGUUCUACAAAGCUGCCUUAGACAGAACACUUCUUGACAUUGUGGGUAACAAGAAGGUAAAAAUUUUCCCUAUUUCUAAGCAAGAAGAAAGAAAUAGAUCAGUAGUUGUGAUGGUCACAGUCGUUUUAGUCCGUUGGUAGUAGUGGUAGGUGGGUUAGUUGUCAGCCCUGUAGUAGUUGUAGUUGUCAUGCUCCUUGGCAUCAUGGGCAUUGUAGUCCCUGUUGUAGUGGUGGUCUUUGUGAGCAUUUUGGCCUUUUAAGUCAUUGUGGUCCAUAUAGUCGUCUUGCACAGUGCACUGUAGAGAAAAGGAGGAUUGACAAUGGCAUUUCAUUAACAACAAUGAUUUCAUUACUUAUUAUAAGCAAAUUUGUACAAGCCCGUACAAAACUAGCAGUGCUGCUGCAGCGCUGCAGAAUGACUUCAAGAAGAGCUGCAAAAGGGCUGGCUGCAGCAGUAGCAAAUUUUGGCUGUUUUGCACUGCAGUGGAAAGCCCUUUGACAGCGAUAAACAGCGCUGUUGCAGCGGUGCAGAAAAUUCCCGAAUUAGAUCUGCGCUGCAAAGUGGCUGCAAAGUGGCUUCGAAAAGACAAAGAAUGUUGUUGCCGGUAAUGGCCUACCACUCGUUAGUACAAAAAAAAAGAAAUGCAGACUUCAAUAAUACAAUAAUAAAGAACCAUGGUAGAGGAGUUGACAAGGCCUUAGGAGGAGUAAAAACCACUAGAAAGUCAAAAUGCAACUGAUACUUUAUUAGUAUCCACGCGUACGUGUUGCAAAAGCAAGUGACAUAACAAAUCUGCAACAGUCUCGCUUUGUAAAUAUUCAGCAGUCACGGUCACUCAUCUAAAUGUAAGAACUGCCAUUAACAUGCAGACAUUGAAGUUUAUCUUUUUAAAGAAAUAAAGAGAAUAACAGCGACUGUUCUACAUAAAGUUUACACCGGACAACAGCCAAAUGAUAUUUUGAUUCCUUGCAACACGUUAAGCCUGACAUUGCUCACGUUGACGUUUUGUCCAUGAUCGACGAUCUGUUACACUUUUUUCGUGAAAGAAAUCAACCCAAUCUUACUUUGGUCGUCGUUAAAUGUUACUAUGGACUAAGGAAUGUACAUUAUCGUGAACGUUUGAAUCUUGUAAGUGCAUUCGUAUCCCAGCGAAGAUUCUUGCAUCUGUGUUAGUUGCUCUGGUUCGAUUCAUCGGUACUUUGCGUAGAAUUCACCGACAGUGCCAUUGUUUACAAAUACCUUUGAGCUGUUCCAUCCAAAAACAUCAACAGAACUUCCAUCUCGAAACAGAACUAGAUGCAAAAAACUUACAAAUUUGUAUGAAUGUUUGCGCCUUUCAUUCAACGGUCACAAAUGUUUGUCUAGAGAUGUAAUGGGAUCUUAUGCAAAAGUGCCGACCAAUUAGAUUACAGCCUAGAAUGCCUCCAGGGAAUUAGCGAUAACAUUCCCACACCCGUCAGUCACGGAAUGAAAUUUAAUGAAAGCAUAGAAUUUGAAGGUUUAUUCAAUAACUGAUCUUCCCUGCGAACAAGCUUACUCACAUUUCUUAGAGGUACAGUCAAAGUUUUCUCGUUAUAAAUGCUGUAAUCUGUAGCAAGGCUUUUCUGGCGAUUCAUGUUAUCUCAAGAACGUUGUGCUAUCAGAUCGAGCGCAGCUUAAUUGUAGCCUUAUUGCAGCUACUUCGCAGCUUUUGAAAGUUGGCAACUAAGCUGCAAAACCGCUGCCGUGAGCUUCAAAGGCUGCACAGCGCUUUUGCAUCCCGCUGCAACUUGAAUUAAGCUGCUGUUUGGCUUCUAGAACGCUGCUAAACAGCUAUAAUUUAGCUCUACAGCUAUUUUGAAGCGAUUUUGUGGCACUGUACAGCGCUGCAAGUUUCGUAUGGGGGCAUAUGAUCAAAUGGGUAUUAAAUGGAUAAUGUAUCUAGUCCCUUGUCUCCUUCAAGGAAAAUGAUGACCCAGUGGAACUUAGUGGUACAGGCAGACCAAAGAGAAAGGGGAGGCAAGAUAUCAGUUACAAGCUUUUUUUCAGUGAAAAUGAGGAUGACGAAGAGUUGCAGGACUUCUUGAAAAAACGUGAUGACAGGUUGGUUACCAGACUUCAUGGACCCUUGUAUCUUAAUAAAAAUUAAAUAUCAUUUUGGCAGUUUACCUCUUGGUUUGAACGAAGCACUGUGAUAAAAGGAAUCCUUUAAAUCACUCCUUUGAUAAUUUAUUUUAUUCUACAGUGGAACCUUAAUGUCAUAAGCCAAGGAGGGACCUGGAUUAUUAACAGGGUUUUCAUUAAAAAUUCCAGUAGCAGGAGAAAGGUGUAACAUCACAGUAGAAUAUUUUUAAAGAGGCUCCAUGUCUAAAUAAAAAAUAUUCAUAGGCUACUAAACAUUAGCUGGAGAAUUCUGCGUAAUAAACGAAGAUUCUCAGAUCUCUGAUGCCUAAUAAACACCCUGAUUCAAGGUCUUUUCCAUGCAUUUACUUUAUGUUGUUGGAGUGAAAGACAUUGUCCAUUGCACUGAGCUCUUGGUCAUAAUGGGGCUCAUUAUGUCAGGAUUCCAUUCAAUAGGUACCUUGCCCAGCUGCCAAAUUAAUGCAAGAAUGGGUACCGUACUGUAAAGUAGUUUUUAAACAUUUUGGAUUCACUGUUCAUUAUCCAGAAAUGUUUUUUUUGUUGACAGGAAUUCCCCUUGCAUAAGUGCACCAAGCACACUUGUAAAUGUCCGCAUGACAAACAUCUUAAUGCUUUUGAGGAAGUGCUGUAACCACCCAUAUCUGUUGGAAUGCCCUCUAGAGGAAGGAACACUUAUGCGUAGGGUGGAUGAGGAAAUAGUGACCAGCAGUGGCAAGAUGCUGCUUCUUGAUCGUAUGUUGCCAGUCCUUAAAAAGAGAGGGCACAAGGUAUGUUCAAAUGUUCUUACACUGUAGUUAUUGCUUUACAAUCAUUUAUUGCAAUGUGCUCCAUUUUAGCUGCCCCCCCUCCCCCCCACCCCCCCUUACAUCUGUACUUCUUCCUUCUUGUGCCAGGGAUUGGGAAGGCCGUGCACCACUUGCAUAUAGCACAAAAAUUUAGAAAAUGUCACAUUAUAACACUGCCAAUCGAGCCCAGUGUGCACCCUGGUCGUGUAAUUAGUGAUAUGCACUACAAUCUGUGUAUUAAUUUUGUGUUGCGACAAAUAAAAAUAUGAAGUAUCAACAUUUGUCUUUGUUUCUUCGAUAGAUGACCUUUCGUGUUCAUUUAUUUUUGUCUGACGAACUUCUUUCUUCAUUGUUUUCGUCUUUCUGGCUGAAAUUAAUCCAUUUGCAUUUGAAUUAGUGAGAUAACGCCUCUGAAGAAAGUUCCUAAAUUAGAUUUUCAAGUUUUUAUUUAGGGUGAAUUUAAACCCCGAGUCGGCCAACAAAAACAGCAAUGAUGUGACUGACAAAUCUGAAGGUCCAUUUGGUGAAACAAGUAAGCCCUUCACACUCUCCAGGCCUACAUGUAACAAAGACAGGAAAUUCCAGUCCAAGUGGCUGACUUUGUGGCUGUCACUCUGGCUAGUGUUUGAAAGAGAUACCAUGUUUUGUAAAACUUGCCUCAAACAUGGCAAAAAAAAAUACCAUAACCCUUGGGUGCAAAUACUAUUAAGUAUAAAAAAACUGCAAAAAAUACUCACUACUUACUCAUGUAAAGCACAUUGAAAAUACACAAAAUAUUGCACACACUUCCACGAAUUGCACACAUCAUUUCCGUCUUCCUUUUCAUCUGGCCCAUCCCAUGACUUUAAUGGCCCAUACUUUCACAAAAUGGCCCCAUAACUUUUCAAAGUCAGGGGCUUUUGGCCCAUUUGUCUAUUUUGCCUUCCCAAUCCCUGCCAUACUUUUGAAAGUAUACCUUUAGAUAACCAUUUCCUCCUCAAAUGGCUACUGGCUUAGUCUUGAUAUGGAGAGUGUGUUAAGUAGUAAUUUUUAUCUGUUUUCUCUAUGUACUGUAGGUGUUAAUUUUCUCUCAAAUGACCAGCAUGAUGGACAUUAUAGAAGACUACUGUAUUUUGAGAAAUUAUGGCUACUCUAGGCUUGAUGGGUCCAUGAAAGUGACAGACCGACAGGAUGAGGUCUGUACAUACAAAACUAUAAUAAUUAUGAUUACACAGUAGAACCCCGGGAACAGGGUGCAAAGGAAGUCACUUUUACAGCUUGCCUUUCGGUCAAGCUGACGCUAACAUUUACUAGCCCAAACAUCAUUUCAACUAGCUCCAAAAACGUUUUGAUGUGCAGAUUGAUUUCAGGGUUCUUCUGUAAUUUUGAUGUCAAAUUCCACUAGCCCUGGGCUAUCGGACACUAGCUACUUUCCUUGCACACUGCCUGGUAACUCAAACUCUGAAAGGAAAUGAAAAACAGUUUGAGUUAUCUGAGUACAAGUUUUUGGGGUUCCACUGUAUUUACAAAGAUUCUUUCUUCUCUAAAUCUUUUUGGUUAAUAGUAACGCUUUGGCAUUUACAUACAUUGUAACAGCAUUAUGAAUGAUAUUAUGACAAAGUGACCAGCUUAUGGUUGCUCAUAAAAGUUUUCAACAAUAAUUUUUGGGCACAUCAAACUUUUUUGUAUGUUACUACUCGACUGUGAUUCAAAAUUGUUACUGUGAUGCUUAUAGGAGGACAUAGACACAACUGCAAAAUCAAUUUUCUUUUCUCUUUUGAACUUACCAGCAGUCUCUAGCUAUACAACAUUUCAUCUCCAGGAAAAUUUGCCCAUAUUUGGUGAAUAUUUUCCUUUUUAUUUCUUUCACUAUUGCAUUGUUGUGGCUGCAUAGCUAGUUAAUGGUACAAAACAAAUUGCCAAUCAAUGGAUGGCCACAAACCUCAUUUUUGAGUUGCAUGAAAAUUCAGAAAUUUGAAUAAUAAAUCAUUAAUGGUUGUCAUAACAGUCACACCAAGAAAACCACAAACACCAGAAAUAUUUCUAGAAUGUUAUUGUGUUGCUUGCAAGAAGAAAGCCAAUCAGGCAUGAGAAAACUGAACCGCAAGCAAGAAUGUUAAUUAGUUUGUGGUUUUGUGGCUAGUUCGCAUGUCCCGAUCUUUGCUUUGAUUGGUAAUAACAAAAUAAAAAUUCCUGAGAUAUUUGAAGCGUUCAGGCUAUAAACUGUCCCAUAAAAGAUAAAAUGUACUUACUUUGUUUUCUUUGUCACUUUUUAGAUAAAAAAAUUUGAAUCAGAUCCAUCAGUUUUUAUAUUUAUGCUGAGCACCAGAGCUGGUGGACUUGGACUUAACUUGGCUGUGGCUGACACUGCAAUUAUCUAUGACAGUGAUUGGGUGAGUUGCCAGCUUCAAAAAUAACUGUUUGAAUUAAAUGACUAUAAUUAUUAUAGUCAUUUUGGAAAUGUGCACAUAGGCACUGAUUGUGAAGUGUGAUGACAACAUGUUAUGAUUAGUUUGUAACAUGAAGCUGUGAAUGUUUAUGCUCAUGUUAUGGUUAUGUUAAAGGUUUGGUUGAACCCUUUGCAAUCAAGUCGGAUGAAAUUAUAAUUAUUGUAUGUACUAAGAUUGACAUGCCAUGGGCUGGGCUGAGCUCUAGCAGAACCUGGUGGCGCCUGUUAUCGGGUGACUAGAAAAUCUCAGUUUUUUCGUACAAAUCACAUGCUUGGCACCCUAGAUUUUACAGGUUUAGAGCACUGGGCUCCCCUCAAUUUUCUUUAGAUCACAGCCUUGAAUGCUCUCAUUUUUCAGUGUUCUGUUUAUUUUUCGCUGGUCCUGGACUUAGAUUUACAGAGAUAUUUACUUUGGCAAAUAGUCUUUCCUGAAAUGCACUAACAUUCUGGAUGUUAAAAAGAAAUGAGCCGUAACAUGUAACUAUUAAGCUUGCAGAAAAUGUACAGUUUGUAGGCGGGUAAUCAGUUAUUAAAGCUACAAGCACUAGCGCAAUUCCACACAAAGACGAUCCUAAAGGGUGGAUGAUACCUUAAGCCUUUGAUGGCACUGUGCUAAAAUAAGAUUUGAUUUUUAGAAUCCACAGGUAGACUUGCAAGCUCAAGAUCGUUGCCACAGGAUUGGUCAAACUAAGCCUGUUGUUGUGUAUCGCUUUGUCACUGCAAACACUGUGGAUCAAAAGAUUGUUGAACGAGCAUCCACCAAGAGGAAACUUGAAAAGAUGAUCAUUCACAAAGGUCGGUAGAGUACUUGAUGGGAAGAGUGAUUUGCCACUGAAAUGUUAAUUAAUUUUUGACUUGUUGUCAGGCUCUAUACUAACUUUAUGGGAUCAUCAUUAUGUGUCUGGGAAACUGCCCACCCACCCCUCCCCUAAGCCAACAUUUUGCCCGAAGUGUGAAGUAAUAGUUAAUCUUCGCUUGAGGGAGGGGUAGGUGGGCAGUUUCCCAGAAACGUAGAACGAUCCCACUGUGCAACCCCCUUCUUCUCAACUCAGGGAAUAACAGGGAGGAGGAGAAAAUUUUGUUUUCAAAUUUGACUGCUAACACUAUGGAUAGAACUACAGCUGUAUAUAAACAAAUUCUGAGAAGCAGUUAACUUAGAUGCCUGUCUGAAAGAUAAUGACUGCUCUUAUUCAUGCACACUGUACCUAUUUGAAUUAGUGCUUGUUGAAGUUGUGUAAAGCCUCAUUCAGAUGAGCAAGGUUUCCUUGUGAAUAUACCUUGCUCAGGUAUAUUGAAAACUUUGACAAACUUUCUCCUGACAAGGUAAAAAACACAAGUUUUACCAUUUACAUGACCAAGAAAACUUGCUCUUACAAUAAAUGGAGCCGGCGUUCAAGAUUCUCUUGUACAUAUUUUGAUCUAUCCAUACGAAUUCGCGUGUGCGGAAAUUCGGCAGCAGAAAAGUGGUCAUCUGUGAAAUUGCAAAAAGAACAUGGGUUUCUAAAACAGAACCUGACUGAAGACCUAAAUGAAGUGGUGGAUGAAUUUUUUGGGUUGCAGGCAAAUUUAAGGGCAAGCAAGACACAGAAGUGAUUGGUGCCAAGGAACUUCAUGAACUGCUGACGUCAGGAGAUCAUGAUAGCAUAGUGUCCAGUGAUGGACUGAUGAUGAGCAACAAAGAUUUAGAGGCUUUACUGGACAGAAGCGAUCUGCGAUGUAAAGGAGCUGCAAGCAAAAAGGGCAAACAGAUAUCCAAACAAAAUAGCAAAAACUCUGAAUUUUUUCGUGUUGUUGAGGAUGCACCAGAUCCGUCAUGA
This is a messenger RNA of Porites evermanni, 10160 nucleotides long. NCBI's taxonomy places the organism in Eukaryota, Metazoa, Cnidaria, Anthozoa, Scleractinia, Poritidae. The record is from the annotation of a GenBank genome assembly.